Molecule: messenger RNA, 1932 nt
Organism: Cladophialophora immunda
Lineage: Eukaryota; Fungi; Ascomycota; Eurotiomycetes; Chaetothyriales; Herpotrichiellaceae
Exons: 3
Coding region: 705-1136 (143 amino acids)
Source: RefSeq, a predicted model, not a curated record
GGAAUUUGUCUGGUGAGGGUUCAACGUCAAGCUUUCGCACUAGGCCAUCGUUGCAUCCACGAGGCAGCAAUCUGGAUGUUGAUGCGCCUCCCGUUCGUGCGGUGGUGAAUCAUCGGUGCCUGAUACCAUCCAAGUCACCUGCUCCUUCUCCUGCUCCUGCCACGUCGAAUGUCGCUGGCCACUACCCAACUAGGUAGCCACCAAGGUGACUGGCUGAGCGAGUGACUCGAGGUCUCUGGCUUGGUAUGAAUGAACCUUGGAAAUAACCACCAUCUCCAUCCUUUCUACCAUAGCUUUUAUUUAUUUUUUUCCCCCCAUCCUAUACUCUGAUUCUUCUGGCUUUCAACAAAAAAAAUCCAAACAACAACCUACUCCUCAUCGCGACCUGUCCGGCCAUGACGACGAUCCGUAACCUCGCGGUGCUCUUGGCCUUGUGGUCCCUGUGUCUCAUCAAAGGCGCCUGGGCUCAAGACGACGACGUGGAUGCCUGCGCUGUAAGUGAACGACUCUCGCUGGGCUUGGACCGUGCCGUGCGCUAAGAUGGCUCGAAAAGCUCGAUUGCGUCGCAAAUGUCAACGGCACGGAUUGUCAGCGAAGGUAGGGUAUCCACGACAUCUUGCGCGAUUUAAUGGGCAGAGGGCCUUUUGCGGGAUCAGUGGGCUAAUAGCGGCGAAAGCGAGUGGCCCUGCCUGUGUGCCAACAACAUGUACAUCGAGAGACUCAACAACUGUACUGUGGCUUCCUGCAAUGCUACGGAUCAAGAAAUCACGUUUUCUGCAAUAGCUGAGAUUUGCGCAAUAUUCAGCGUGCCUGUGACCAUUGGACCCGAGGCCACCGUUUCUACGUCGACAUCGAAUCCUUUGUUCAGCACCGUGGCCAUACCAAGUCAAUCGACCAUGCCUCCCGCAACAACUCCCACGUCCUCAAGUGCUACCGUGACGUCAAUGUCAACCAGCGGUGCAAGCACUUCGACGAGCUCGACCACGACUUCUCCGGCCGCCUCUGCAACUUCCACUGGCUUAUCAGCUUCUCCCUCGCAGUCGUCGAGUGACGGGACUUGGUCCAACUCUCCUGCAGAACUGAUGUUAAUCUUGGGCGCGGGAAUUGCAAGCCUCGUGAGCAUUAUCUCGCUUUGAUGGUGGCAGACCCGCGACAAGGAUGUUCCAGCCGGGAAUCGACCCGGUUUGCUUGGGAAGCUAGAGGAAUCCAUCACCUUCGAGAAGCGAAAUCACUGGCGGUCUUUUCUGUAUCGAAUGCGAAGAGCAGCGGUUCAUGCAGGUCGACCCGCUCGCACAGGGCAGCCAAUGACCACUUUGGUAGAGAAGAGAGGCUAGUAGCCUAACGGUACCCGGGGAGCAUGGAGGCUUGAGCAAGCGGCUGGCCCUACUUCUUAGGGAUUGCCCUAAGGGAUUUCCGUGGGAUCAUCCCCUUUUCACACCGUGACAGUUAUGACAUAAUGUGGCACGAAUUUGUGAAUUUGAAUUGUUCCUUGAGAGAUGUCUGAAACUCUUCUGAGAACUUGACGCAUACCAGAACGGAGUAUACAGAUCGUCGGAAAUAGGGUCAUCCGAACGGUUACCCCUGUCCUUGAUACACGUCGAAUACACUUUUCGAGGAGGAAAGGGAGGUGCGCAGGAGGGUGACGUUGGAGGGUCGAGUCGUGUCCCGAUGAUCGUUUCCCCUUUUUCUCCCCAAAGUGAUGCCCAAUUGCCCAUCACCCGUUGUGGAAGUUUAUUAGCCCUAGCAGGCCACCCCAGGAGAGAGGAAAGGCUGUCUAGCCCCGUUGGCCGCAUUACGGGGCGCAGGCGAGCAGCUUUUGAGAGAGAAUUGGGCACCAUGAUCUGCGAACCCAUGUCUUUUCCUCGAGCUAGAGCCUCUUUGAGUUGCACUCGAAGGGAACGCUGAGCCCUCGCAAGUCAUUUAUACGAAUUG